This is a messenger RNA of Microthlaspi erraticum, 336 nucleotides long. The record is from the annotation of a GenBank genome assembly. NCBI's taxonomy places the organism in Eukaryota, Viridiplantae, Streptophyta, Magnoliopsida, Brassicales, Brassicaceae.
AUGCACUUCAUCCUAACCACGCUGAAUCUGGUAAAGUGUCUCGUUGAGACAAAACCUGAGGUGCCUGCUGAACAAGAGGCAAACCCAGAUCCACGAGUUCAUAUGACUUUGGAGAAUUGGGUGCAAGGAGAUUUCCUUUGCAGAGGUUACAUUCAUAGUCGCCUAGUGGAUCAACUGUUCAAUGUGUACAGUGAGGUCAAAUCAUCCAAGGAGCUGUGGGAAGACCUUGAUAGGAAGUACAAGACGUUCAAUGUGGGCUCAGGAAAGUUUGCUACUGCAAAAUUUCUCAACUUGCGUCAUGGUGGACUCAAAACCAAUCAUGGACCAAGUGCAUGA